Messenger RNA from Periconia digitata, 5748 nucleotides. The record is from the annotation of a GenBank genome assembly. Lineage: Eukaryota; Fungi; Ascomycota; Dothideomycetes; Pleosporales; Periconiaceae.
UUGACUCACAGCACCGGCGGUAUGUGUUGCGAUAUAACUACAAGACUGCUAGGUCAGUCAUCCUGGGAGGAAGCGACGGGUAUGGUGCCUUGGGUUUCGAUACUAUCGACUUGAUACCGGUCUCAUCCACCAUGGCUCAGCAUACUGGCACACCACCACGAACCAUUGCGGAAUGGAAGACGGCUCAAGUCUCAGGCGGUGGGCUGGCGAGGCUCCACGCUCUUGUUGCCGCGGAGAGAGUUUCCAACCACCACACUCGAGCCUGGAUAUCACUCGCAACCGAUGCCCACAUUCAAGAACAAUGGGCUGAUCUACGCUCCCAAGACCUCCCAUUGUACGGAGUUCCCUUUGCUAUCAAGGACAAUAUUGACGCAAAAUCAUUUCAUACUACUGCUGCCUGUCCUACUUUUAGUCGCGCACCAGCCAACGAGGACUGUCUCGUGGUCCAAAGACUGAAGACUGCCGGCGCCAUUCUCAUAGGCAAAACCAACUUGGACCAGUUCGCGACGGGGUUGGUAGGCACCCGCUCCCCCUAUGGACCAGUGCCCAACUCAGUGGAUUCAAGCCGUAUCAGCGGCGGUUCGAGCUCUGGGAGCGCUGUUAGUGUUGCUCGAGGCAUUGUGCCCUUCAGCCUGGGCACCGAUACGGCUGGUUCUGGCCGUGUACCCGCUGGCUUGAACAACAUCUACGGUCUCAAGCCAACACGUGGGGCAUUGAGCACCCGUGGCGUUAUUCCCGCCUGUCGUUCGCUGGACUGUGUCUCCAUAUUCGCCACAACAACCAGCGAUAUCGAAUCGGUUUUGCGCAUUGCUGAGGGUUUCGAUGCUAAGGACGCAUACUCGAGAUCCCGCUGCCCAUCACUUGCCAAUGGUUUUGGCCAAGGCCUUCGUUGUAACCCUUCAAAUACAAAACCAACUCUGGCCAUUUGCCAAAAUCCAGAAUGGUACGGGCAUGACGAACAGGCGUCUGCUUACAGGGACGCCCUACAAAAGGCCGAGAAUAUUGGCUGGAAGCUUGUGCCUAUGCCCUUCGAUAAGCUGUUUGCGCUUGCGCAACUUCUUUACGAAGGCCCAUGGGUGGCCGAACGCUGGGCUGCGAUUAUGGGAUUUAUCAAGAAUGCUGACGCUGAAAUGGACCCCACGGUACGGACUAUUAUAUCGAAAGCAGAAUCUUUCUCAGCGGCAGACGCCUUCAUUGCAGAGUACAAGCGACAAGACCUGACACGGGAGAUUCUCACUUUAUUUCAAUCUUUUGAUGGUCUUCUAGUGCCUACAAGCCCAACGUUUCCUACCCUUAAAGAGGUGGCGCUUGACCCCAUUGGCGCAAAUUCCAAGCUUGGCACUUACACCAACUUUGUCAAUUUCUUAGAUUGGAGCGCUCUCGCGAUUCCUGCUGGGUUCCGCUCAGAUGGUCUGCCUUUUGGCAUCACCCUAAUUUCAAACACGUGGCAAGAGUACGAACUGCUCAACUUGGCACGUCAAUGGGGAUUCUGUGAGGAAACCAUGAAAGACACUCAUGUCCAUCCCCGUCAAAUACCAAGCUCAUUUCCUUCGAGUCUUAAGGCUAUAGCUGUCGCUGUCGUCGGGGCGCACCUACGUGGGUUUCCCUUGAAUGGAGACCUCACCAGUCGUGAGGCAAAGCUUCACCGAGCCACCAAAACUUCCCCAUCAUAUCGACUUUUCGCUUUGAAUGGUACUGUUCCGGCGAAACCAGGUCUUCGUCGAGCGAUUGCCGGUGAACGCGGCCGUCAAAUUGAGCUUGAAGUUUGGCACAUGCCUGAAACUCAAUUCGGCAGUUUCAUGGCUACAAUUCCUUUUCCUCUUGGAAUCGGUCAAAUUGAGCUCGAGGAUUGCACGUGGGUCAAUGGAUUUGUAUGUGAAUACUCUGCACUUUCUGAUGCCCUCGACAUCACGAAUUUUGGUGGUUGGAGAACGUACACCAAUAGCACUCAGCUGUCAAAACAGAAGGCUAUCAGAAGUGUUCUGAUUGCCAACCGUGGAGAAAUUGCUUUGCGAAUAUUACGCACAAUAAAGAAGUUGGAAUUAAAGGCAGUCACCAUAUAUGCUGAGGCGGAUGCUGAGGCUCCUCACGUUCGUGAGGCAGAUUCUGCGCUACGAUUGGAUGGUAUCUCAGUGGCAGAGACCUAUCUCAAUUCGAGGAAAAUUCUUGAACUUGCGAAGACCGCCAAUAUAGAUGCCAUUAUACCUGGUUAUGGAUUUCUCAGCGAAAAUUCAAGCUUCGCAAAGCUUAUUGAAGAGAAUGGUAUAACAUGGGUGGGACCAACAGCUCAGCAAAUGUCUGAUCUGGGGCUGAAGCAUCGCGCCAGAGAAAUUGCCCAACAAGCUGGUGUUCCAACCAUACCAGGAAGCCCGGGGCUAGUCGACUCGCUGGAACACGCAAUCAUCGAGGCAGAGCGCAUCGGGUUUCCACUCAUGCUCAAAAGCACAGCUGGGGGUGGUGGUAUCGGAUUACGUCAUUGUGCUGAUAUGAAAGGCCUCGUGGAUGCUUUCAAAAGUGUACAGCGUCUCGCUGCUGCAAAUUUUGCUGAUGACGGGAUGUUCCUGGAGCGAUAUGUUUGCAAUGCUCGUCACGUUGAGGUCCAAAUUCUUGGAGAUGGCAAGGGUCGAGCGAUUGCAGCCGGAGAAAGAGACUGCUCUCUCCAAAGACGUCACCAGAAAGUCAUCGAAGAGGCUCCGGCACUCAUGGUUCCCUCUCAUAUUCGUGCUCAGAUGAGGGCGGCUGCGGUUCGAAUGGCUACAGCCGUUCAAUAUCGCAACGUUGGCACCGUUGAAUUCAUCUAUGAUGUCGACACACACGAAUUUUACUUCCUCGAAGUAAAUACAAGGCUGCAGGUGGAGCACCCUGUGACGGAGAAUGUAACUGGGCUCGACUUGGUGCAAUGUAUGAUUGAAAUAGCCGAUCAAAAGUGCGAACAUCUCUUCACUAGGUUCGGAAAUGGCGAGGCGACCUGCACCGGAGUUUCUAUUGAGGCUAGGAUAUACGCUGAAGAAGCUCUACAAUCAUUCAGGCCAUGUGCCGGCCGUAUAUCUCGAGUGAGAUUUCCACAGGGCCUUCGGGUAGACACGUGGAUCGAGGAGGGCAUUGAAAUCUCGACGAAUUAUGACCCAAUGUUGGCGAAACUUAUCGCAACCGGAAAUAAUCGUAAAGAGGCAGUGAGCGAGCUGGCCCGCGGACUAGCGGAAUGUGUCAUUGAAGGUGUUGAGAACAAUCUGGAUUAUCUGCGUCAGAUUGUUAGUUCGGACGAACUUCAAUCAGGAUCAUACACCACGAAGACGCUCGACUCGUUCCAAUACAUUGCACCCUGUAUAGAGAUUCUCAACCCUGGAGGAAAUGUAACAGUACAGGACUGGCCAGGGAGGACAGGUCUAUGGAACAUUGGCGUCCCCCCUUCUGGUCCCAUGGACAGUCUGUCUUUCAGACUUGCCAACAAACUGGUGGGGAAUGAGGAAAACCUUGCCGCCUUGGAAUGUACCAUGCAAGGCCCAUCUAUCAAGUUUCAUUGGGAUACAGUCAUUGCCGUUACUGGUGCUCACUGUGGGGUUCAGUUAGAUGGAGUGCCCCUUCAUAUGAACCAAGCCAUUUCUGUUCAGGCGGGACAGACCCUAGAAUGUGGCAUAUUCCAUACCGGAUACCGGAUUUACAUCUCGUUUGCUCACGGCAUCAACGUGCCAGCUGUGAUGGGAAGUAAGUCGACAUUUGAACUUGCUAACAUCGGUGGCUUUCACGGUAGGCGUCUGGAAGCAGGCGAUAUUUUGAAACUCCACAAGACUGCUCUUCAAGGGACGCAGAUUGUGUCGUUAAACUCCCAGGUCCCAAUUCCUCCCCAGCCUAAUGCGAGAUGGAUCAUAGGAGUCAUUCCAGGACCACACGGAGCUCCAGAUAUGUUCACUCCUGAGGGCCUCCAAGCUUUGUUCGACGCAGAAUGGGAUGUUCACUACAACAGCAAUCGUCUUGGAAUCCGCCUUCGUGGUGUAAAACCGUCAUGGGCCCGCCAGAAUGGUGGGACCGCUGGACUCCAUCCCUCCAACAUACACGACGCACCGUACUCUAUAGGAAGUGUCAGCUUCACAGGCGACGAGGCCAUUGUGCUUUCUGUCGAUGGUCCCAGCCUUGGUGGCUUCGUAGUUUUUUGUGUCAUAGCUUCAGCAGAACUCUGGAAGCUUGGCCAGAUUCGGCCUGGCGAUACAAUCCAACUACAACCUAUCAGUGUUGAAACCGCAAUGAAGCUUGAAGUGUUCGUAGAACAACAUCUUCAGACCAUGGAAAUUCCGGAUGUAUUGGGCCAGAUCUUGGCUGCAGAAACCCUAAGUGACACUGGGCUAUUCUCAGGGGUGGUCGGCGAUUUCACUCAUAGAGGUACAAAGGUCACAGUCCGACAAGCCGGCGAUUGUGCCGUGCUAAUGGAGUUUGGGCAUGAGGACAAUGGUUUCCGCAUACAUCAAAGUUUUGAUAUUGUCUCUUUCAUAGAACAGCAUCAUGAACACCCAAUCCCAGGCAUCGAAGAACUAACUCCUGGCGUUCGCUCGAUUCAUGUUAAGUACACGGCUCAAAUCACUCCUUUAGAAGCUCUUUCACGCCUUAUUGCUUUUGCUGGCUCCUACGACUUUUGCAGCAAGAUAAAAUCGCGCCUGGUCAGACUUCCAUUCGCAUUUGACGACAAAGUCAGCCAAACAGCGGUGCAGAGAUACGGCGAGACUAUCCGAUCUGAGGCUCCAUGGCUGCCGAGAAAUGUCGAUUUCUUGAAAAAGCUCAACGGUAUUGAUGAUCUAGAACCUAUAUUCUACCAAUCACCAUUUCUGAUAGUCGGCCUUGGCGAUGUUUUCCUGGGAUCACCGUGCGCUGUAUCGCUAGAUCCCCGGUGCAGGCUGUUUGGCACAAAAUACAAUCCGUCACGGUCGCAUACCCCAAGAGGAUCUGUGGGUUUAGGUGGACAGUAUAUGUGCAUAUACGCCAUGAAUUCGCCUGGGGGUUAUCAACUAGUUGGAAGAACAACAGAAAUAUGGAAUAAACCUUCCAUGUCAACAGAGAGCCCGCCAAUCCGGAUCCGCGAUCUUAAUUCUAAACUGCCGUGGUUGUUCCGCUUCUUCGAUCGCGUCAUAUUUUACCCAGUGUCAGAGUCAGAUCUCGACACCAAAUCACCAGAAGAGCUGAUCACCGUGACUGAGGGCGAGUUUGACCUCUUUGAGUACGAGGCGUGGCUUGCUGAACACGAUAAAGAAAUCCGAUUGAAGGAACAACAUUACACCCAUUCUCGAGAUUCAGCCCCCUUCUUCGAGGAGUUGACUAAGCCAUAUGAAAGUGAUCAAAAACAUUUGACCCAAUAUUUGUGGGAAAAACCAGGGGAAGUUGUCCGAGCUCAUAUGCCUGGGCGCUGCUGGAAGUUACUCAUUCAGGAGGGUGACGCGGUGAAGAAGGAUCAGAUAUUGGCAUAUUUGGAGUGCAGCAAGAUGGAAAUUCAAGUGUCUAGUCCAGUCGACGGUGUUUGUGUCAAGCUCAAUGUACAGGAGGGCUCUUUGAUUCAAGCUAGGGACAUUUUGGCUGUGAUUACCGACAGCUUGACGAAAUUGCCGAGUCAGUUUAUAGGAAACUAAGCAACGAGAACCCCUUAAAAUUCCCACAACAAAUAAAAAAAACAAUACCUCACAUGAGAAACUCAUUAUUAACUAUGAGUUAAAAUCGCCGCCUUCUGCACUAAAGUAUCACACGCCAACUGUUGCAACCAUUAAC